Molecule: messenger RNA, 1573 nt
Organism: Arvicanthis niloticus (Nile rat)
Lineage: Eukaryota; Metazoa; Chordata; Mammalia; Rodentia; Muridae
Gene: Ptn
Product: pleiotrophin
Cellular component (GO): extracellular region
Molecular function (GO): growth factor activity
Source: RefSeq, a predicted model, not a curated record
CCCUCGCACAGCCUGCUUCUUCUCUCUGCCGGCUCUCUUUCCUCCCAUUCUCUAUUUCCCUCCCCGGCAGGGUGUAAUUGAGCGAAGGCAGGAUCAGGUUCCCCGCCUUCCCGUCCAAAAAUCCCGCCAAGGAAGCCCCAGAGCACAAGAAAAUCCAAAGUGGAGAGAGGGGAAGAAAGAAAGCACUGAGUCAUCCAUCCAGAAGGGGGGAGAGCGCAGCCGCCCAGGCAGGAGCAGCAGCCAGCGAUACCUGGAGUCCGCUGCAGAAACCUCGCCCCGCACUUUGCAACAAAGGCAGCCUGCUAGUCAGCGAGGACAUCUGCAAGCCAAAAAAUGUCGUCCCAGCAAUACCAGCAGCAACGUCGAAAAUUUGCAGCUGCCUUCCUGGCAUUGAUUUUCAUCUUGGCAGCUGUGGAUACUGCUGAGGCCGGGAAGAAAGAGAAACCUGAAAAAAAGGUGAAAAAAUCUGACUGUGGAGAAUGGCAGUGGAGCGUAUGUGUGCCCACCAGCGGGGACUGUGGACUGGGCACCCGGGAGGGCACUCGCACUGGCGCUGAGUGCAAACAGACCAUGAAGACUCAGAGAUGUAAGAUCCCUUGCAACUGGAAGAAGCAGUUUGGAGCUGAGUGCAAAUACCAGUUCCAGGCUUGGGGAGAGUGUGACCUCAAUACCGCCUUGAAGACCAGAACUGGCAGUCUGAAGAGAGCUCUGCACAAUGCUGACUGUCAGAAAACUGUCACCAUCUCCAAGCCCUGUGGCAAACUCACCAAGUCCAAGCCUCAAGCGGAAUCAAAGAAGAAGAAAAAGGAAGGCAAGAAACAGGAGAAGAUGCUGGAUUAAAAGAUGCCACCUUCUGUGGACCAGGAAAAGGACAUCAGCAAACAGGAGCAGUUAACUAUUUCAUUUAUACCUACUGUAGGCUUUUUAUUCAAUAGUUAUCUGUAGCUUAAGUACGUGAUAGGCAAAAACAAAGAGAAAAAAAAAUGUUUUUGUAGUAGCAGUUUGUUUUUAAAUGUAUACCAUAGAACCAUAGGGAUUUAUAAUAAAGGACUGUAAUACUAUUUAGAAAGUUGAGACGUAGUACAUGAUAGGAGGUAGGAUUGAGGUAAGUUUUUUUUGUUUGUUUGUUUUGUUUUGGCUUGGUUUUUUGAAGUUAUGUGAUAUUUCACAUUUAAAUCUUUUUUUUAUUUUACAUUUUUCCCCUUGUGCAUCAAUUUAAAUGUUACAACCAUGUAAACUACUUCUCUUGUUAGAUAGAAUUUCACCUAGAAUUUUUUCCAAAUUCAGAAAAAAAAUACACACUAAAACAAGCAGCAAUAAAAUAUAAUCAUUCUAUUAGAGAGAAAUGCAUUGUUUUCUGCCAGGGGAUGUUUUUGUUGAGAGUUAGCAAAGUGAGAGGAGAGAGGCAGAGCAGUGAUGUAGUGAAAUGUUGAUCUUUGUUUUUUUUUAAGAAAAGGAUUAAAACAUGAAAUCCUUUUACUUUGGCAGAAAAACAUUUGUUUUCUUGAUGAAAUUAUUUUUACAUCUGAGGAAAAAAAUCUAGGAAAAUAAAUCAAAGUGAUGCUGAAUCAAA